ACCCCCCAUUAAGCCAUUCUGCUUCACUCCAUAUAUACACUUCUUAAAUAAUAUAAUACUUAAUUCUCAUCCAUCAAAGAAAGCUUUGGAAAAUGGCAAAAUCUCCAGAGACAGAACACCCAAUCAAGGCCUACGGUUAUGCUGCUCGUGACACUUCUGGUGUCCUUUCUCCCCUCACUUUCUCCCGAAGGGCGACGGGAGAUAAAGACGUGAGGUUUAAAGUUUUGUAUUGCGGAAUCUGCCAUUCUGAUCUUCAUUUCGCCAAGAAUGAAUGGGGCAUGACUACAUAUCCUAUUACUCCUGGGCAUGAGAUUGUGGGCGUGGUGACAGAGGUAGGAAGUGAAGUAGAGAAAUUCAAAAUCGGGGACAAAGUUGGAGUUGGAUGUUUGGUCGGAUCAUGCAAAUCAUGCGAAAGCUGUUCAAGUGAUCUUGAAAACUACUGUGAUAAACAGAUUUACACUUAUGGUGGUUUGCCAUACCAUGAUGGCACACUUACAUAUGGAGGCUACUCAGAUCACAUGGUUGCAGAUGAACAUUUCGUUCUGCGUUGGCCAGAGAAUUUGCCACUUGAUUCCGGUGCACCGUUGUUAUGUGCUGGGAUCACAACUUAUAGUCCUCUUAGAUACUAUGGUCUAGACAAACCGGGUAUGAAAGUGGGCGUGGUUGGUCUUGGUGGGCUUGGUCAUGUUGCGAUUAAGAUGGCUAAGGCUUUUGGUGCAGAAGUUACUGUUUUUAGCACCUCCCCUGCUAAGAAAGAAGAAGCACUUGAAGGACUUAAAGCGGACCAUUUCAUAGUUAGCAAAGACACAGAGCAAAUGCAGGCCGCAGCGAGUUCAUUGGAUGGAAUAAUUGACACGGUUUCUGCGAAUCACCCUAUUGCACCAUUGCUUAGUGUGCUCAAACCACAUGGGAAACUUAUCCUUGUUGGUGUACCUGAAAAGCCACUUGAGAUUGCUGCAUUUUCUUUAAUUAUGGGGAGGAAAGUCGUUGCUGGUAGUGCAAUUGGAGGGUUAAAAGAGACUCAGGAAAUGCUUGAUUUUGCCGCAGAGCAUGGUGUAACGGCAGAUAUAGAGCUUAUCUCAAUAGAUUAUGUGAAUACUGCUAUGGAUCGUAUGCUGAAAUCUGAUGUUAGAUACCGAUUUGUCAUUGAUGUCGCCAACUCUCUCGAAGCCCCAUAGAUCGUGAAGAUGCUUCCAUAUAAUGUGAAUCAUCUUCAAACAUCCAUUUGAUUUAUACAAUGUCUGAAUAUUUUCAUUCCAGUUUCAAUCACUAUUUAAAAACAAACUUGGUGUGCUUAUUUUCAUGAUUUUUGAAUAAAAUUUGCUUGAUUUAA
Molecule: messenger RNA, 1333 nt
Organism: Erigeron canadensis
Lineage: Eukaryota; Viridiplantae; Streptophyta; Magnoliopsida; Asterales; Asteraceae
Product: 8-hydroxygeraniol dehydrogenase-like
Exons: 5
Coding region: 93-1178 (361 amino acids)
Biological process (GO): lignin biosynthetic process
Molecular function (GO): zinc ion binding; cinnamyl-alcohol dehydrogenase activity
Source: RefSeq, a predicted model, not a curated record